Adineta ricciae is the source of this 1149-nucleotide messenger RNA. NCBI's taxonomy places the organism in Eukaryota, Metazoa, Rotifera, Eurotatoria, Adinetida, Adinetidae. The record is from the annotation of a GenBank genome assembly.
AUGGAAAACGACUCAUCAUAUCAUUCCAAUUCAUCAAUCACGUGUCUAAUGUUCGACACACGUGCACUUUGCGUCGUUUGCGGAGCACCUGCCAUAGGGCGAAAUUUCGAUGCGUAUACUUGUUUAUCGUGUAAAGCAUUUUUCCGUCGGAAUGCUUACAAUGAUCAGGUUCGUUUUACUUGUCGUUCAUCAAGUUCAUGUGAAAUAACAACAUUGACUCGACGACACUGUUCGGCAUGUCGUUUAAAUAAAUGCUUCCGACAGGGAAUGAAAAAGGAACUUAUUCGAAGUUUAGUGGCGAUUAAACAAGCUACGUCAGGGGCGAUAAUCCGUCGGUCUCAUCGUGAAUCUCAAUCUCCUCUAUUAACCACGAUCAAUCACGUCGUUAUUGAUGAUCAAUCAGUUUUAUCAUUAGAUGAUUGGAAUUUAUUAAGUAACAUUCAAAAUGCCUAUGAAGAAUAUUGCGUUGAACCAUUCCUUGCCUCUCACGAACGAAUAUCCUUGAUAGUUACCACUCAGCCAUACCGUACACGGAUUAAACUUCAACGUUUGAUCGAUUUAAUCAAGAAAUACUAUUUGAUUGUCGUUUCCUUUAUAAAACAUGUUCUCGAAUUCGAUCCAUCGACUGAACAUGACUAUAUUUACAUUCAGAACAAUUUACGAGCACUAUCGCUUCUAAAUGUCAGUGAACUGAUGAAAUGCAAUAUUUUAAAACAUGCACCUUGGGAAUACGAUCGUUGUUUAUUCGAAUUGGUCUUAACGGAGGACAUACUUCAACGCUUUGAACAACAUUUACAUAUCUACCAAACCACUUCACCGCACGAUGCAGUGAUAAUCAAGUUAUUUCUUAUCAGUCUUGCAUUUUCUUCUCGCAUCUAUCCGAUCUUUGGGAAAGAUCAAUAUCAUUCAAUGGAUUUCUAUCCAUUUCCACAACAACUUGUUUCAGCUCAAAAUUAUUACAUAACGUUACUAUGGAAGUAUGUGAUAUAUCGACUAGGGAUUCACAAUGCUAUUAUCUACUCAGCCAGAUUUAUUCAACAUUUUCUUCGUCAGCAAAUGCUUGACGCUGACGUCUUGAAUAUAAUCAACAAUCGAGACGAUCAUGGACAACUUGUUGCACUUAUUCGAAGCGAACUUAGUGAUAAUUAG